GCCACUGUAUUUCUGCAUACUGCAGUAUACAUAGCUAAUGCACAGAGAUACAUGAAGGAGACUCAACAUACUGCCAUGUCUUUCCUCCUGCACAAAAAACUGAAGAUGCUUGGUUUGAAAGACGACAGCCUGUCGCAGGACAGUAUAGACCUGACAGACAGAGUGGCCACCCUGGAGCAGAGGGUCCAGCUGCAGGAGGAUGAGAUCCAGCUCCUCAAGUCUGCACUCGCUGAUGUCCUCAGGAGGCUGGGACAGUAUGAAGAAAAAGACAGGAAAACAAACAAACCACGACCUCCAGUCCUGCCAUCCAGACCCACUAUAUCCAACGGAGGCACCAACACACCCAAAAAGGCAGACCACUCCAUAUCAGGGAGACAGCAGACCCCACCGACACCUACCUCCUACACACACGGCAUCAGCCAGAGAAGUCCCAUGCCUUCACCCAAAACUCCACACAGGGAAAUCAAGAGGUGGUCAUCAGGGGACAUGUCUUCCGGUCAACCCAGAACCCGCCAUGACAGUGCAGGAUCUGAACAUUCUACUGACUCUUCUGCACCUCGCAAACCUAAGGCCAGCAGUGGCAAACCGCCCCUUCCCCCUAAGAAUAUUUCCAAGAGGAGUCGCAGUAGUUCACUGGAUAGAACAUCAAUACUCAGGCAGAGUGGGAGAAGAGGGUCUGGUAGUCAAAGCCACAGCCCAAGAGAAGCUUCACAUGUGCAAGAGGAGGGAGCAGUGCGGAUGUUCCUGCGAGGACGGCCCAUCACCAUGUACAUGCCCACCAACAUGAUGGAAUCAUACAACUUCAAGGAGAAGGGAACUCUACCAGCUGAGAAGCUCAAACUAGACUGGGUGUAUGGUUACCGAGGGCGUGACUGCAGGUCUAACCUGUACCUGCUGCCGACAGGGGAGAUUGUGUACUUUGUUGCAGCAGUGGUGGUACUGUACAACGUGGACGAACAGCUGCAGAGACACUACCUAGGUCACAACGAUGAUGUCAAGUGCCUUGCAGUUCAUCCAGACAGGAUCACUAUAGCGACAGGGCAGGUGACUGGGCAUGGAAGAGAUGGGGAGCUGGAUACGUACAAGAAUGUGGACUCCUUCUACAACAAGGAUGUGGAGUUCUGGUACAGGGCCCAUGUGCGUGUCUGGGACUCGGUCACUCUCCACACUCUGCAUGUCAUCGGAGCUGGCGACUUUGAACGUGGAGUUUGCUGUGUGGCAUUCUCCAAAUCAGACGGUGGAGCACAUCUCCUGGCUGUGGACGAAGCCAACGAGCACAUCCUGUCAGUGUGGGAGUGGCAGAAGGGAGAAAAGGGCCACAAAAUCACUGAGACCAAGGCUGCCAAUGAGCCAGUGUUAGCAGCAGAGUUCCACCCUACAGAGAAGAACCUGAUAGUGACCUGUGGGAAGUCCCAUAUCUGCUUCUGGACUCUCGAUGAUGCCAAGCUCAGCAAGAAGCAGGGGGUCUUUGAGAAACAUGACAAGCCUAAGUACGUGCUGUGUCUAGCCUUUGCUGAAAAUGGAGAUGCCAUCACUGGGGACUCCAACGGUAACAUCUUUGUCUGGGGGAAAGGUACCAACCGCAUCAGCUGCUCCAUGGUGGGUGCGCAUGACGGUGGGAUCUUCUCCCUGUGUGUGAUGAAGGACGGCACGCUGGUGUCAGGUGGAGGGAAGGACCGCAAACUCAUCUCCUGGGACAGGAGCUACCAGCAGACUGGCACUGAGAGCGAGAUAGCAGAGGUGACCGGGCCAGUCCGAACUAUCACCCAAGGUAAGGGUGACGAUGUGUUUGUGGGAACCACCCGGAACGCCAUCCUCCGGGGAAGGGUCGGAGAGCCAUUUGAGCCGACUGUUGAGGCACAUACUGAUGAGCUGUGGGGACUGGCAGCCCACCCAAACCAGCACCUGUUUCUGACGUGUGCUUACGACAGACGGGUGUUCCUGUGGAAUGCUGACACCCACACGCCUGUCUGGUCUAAAAUCUUGGAGGACCCUGCCCAGUCGGCUGAGUUCCACCCCAACGGGACAGUUGUGGGGAUCGGGCUGCAGUCCGGCCGAUGGCUGGUGCUGGACACGUCCAGCAAAGACCUGGUCACGGUGCACACUGACGGGAACGAGCAGCACGACUGUGUACGCUACUCGCCUGACGGGAACUUCCUAGCUAUCGGGUCUCAUGAUAACAUCAUCUACCUGUACUCUGUGACUGAGGAGGGCAGGAAGUACAGCAGGGUUGGCAAACUCACCGGCCACUCCAGCUUUGUAACCCACCUAGACUGGUCCAGCGACAGCCAGUACAUCAGGAGCAACUCAGGGGACUAUGAGAUUCUGUACUGGAGUGCUGCCAUGUGUCGCCAGGUACCUGCUGCUGCCUCUCUACGUGAUGUGGAGUGGGCCACUGCAACAUGUACUCUCAACUUCCAGGUCUUUGGCAUGUGGCCUGAGGGUUCAGACGGCACCGACAUCAACGGCUCCACCUGCUCCAAGUCAGGCAAGCUGCUGGCCAAUGCUGAUGACUUUGGGAAGGUCAACCUGUUUAACUACCCCUGCAGCCAGCCACGGUCACCUGCCCACAGCUACCCUGGCCACAGCAGUCAUGUGACCACAGUGGACUUCUUGCAUGAUGACAGCACUCUGCUGUCCACUGGAGGGAAGGACAACAGCAUCUUCCAGUGGAAGGUCGUGGCUUAGACCA
This is a messenger RNA of Branchiostoma belcheri (Belcher's lancelet), 2692 nucleotides long. Its product is annotated as echinoderm microtubule-associated protein-like 1. Lineage: Eukaryota; Metazoa; Chordata; Leptocardii; Amphioxiformes; Branchiostomatidae. The transcript is spliced from 23 exons. The record is from RefSeq and is a predicted model, not a curated record. Bases 52 to 2688 code for a protein of 878 amino acids. Gene Ontology annotation, cellular component: mitotic spindle. Gene Ontology annotation, biological process: microtubule cytoskeleton organization. Gene Ontology annotation, molecular function: microtubule binding.